UUUUUGCUCCCUAUGUCGCCCAAAAAUAUCAAAUUAAUGUCCUAACUCAGACAGGCGGUUCUAACUAGAAGCCACUCAAGCCUGCUUUGGAAGACGAGUUAACAUGAAGAUACAUAUUUGGCUUCAGAAUACAUCGUACUGUGCUGAGCAAACCAUGCAGGAUGACUUACUGAUGGACAAAAGCAAAGCGCAGCCUCCACAGCAGCAAGAUCCAACGAACGUAGAUCCCCCUUCAACACCGACCCCUUCAUCGGAACCGCCCGCAUCGGAGGAGAACCCGACGAGCGUGAUCAGUCAAGCAGCCCCGGCGCAAAACAGCAAAGAGAAAGCCCCAAUGGAGUCUCCCAUCCUCCCGGGUUUGAGUUUCCACCAGCCGCAGGAACCCGGCGGCACGUCCUUGUCCCCUUCCUUUGGGAGCACUUGGUCUACUGGGACCACGAACACCGUGGACGAUAGCUUUUUUCAAGGGAUACCCUCGGUGAAUGGGACAAUGCUUUUUCAGAAUUUCCCCCACCACGUAAACCCAGUUUUCGGGGGCAACUUCUCUCCCCAAAUUGGCUUGGCACAGUCGCAGCACCAACAGCAGCAGCCACCGCAGCAACAGCAGCAGCCGCCGCAGCAAAGGAGGUCGCCCGUCAGUCCCAACCAAGCCCCUUUCCCCCAGAGAAACGCGUACAGUCAUCAGACUGUCAUGAACAGCAAGGCUUCCUCGUCCUCUGCCUCCUCGUCAGCAUGGAAUAAUCACCAUAACGCCGCUUGGAGCACAGCCUCCAAUCCCUGGAGCGGGCUCCAGGCAGGCAGGGACCCGCGGAGAGCUGUGGGUGUCGGUGUUGGUGUGGGUGUCGGCGUCGGGGUGCCGUCUCCCCUCAACCCCAUCUCCCCGAUGAAAAAGCCCUAUUCCAGCAACGUCAUCGCCCCACCGAAAUUCCCUCGAGCUGGUCCCCUCACUCCGAAAUCCUGGAUGGAGGACAACGCCUUUAGAACGGACAACAGCAACAAUAUGCUGCCUUUUCAGGACCGCAGUCGGCCCUUCGAUGCAUUUAGCUUGCACUCUCUGGAGAACUCCUUAAUGGAUAUGAUACGGACUGACCACGACAAAGGACGCAUGGGCCUGAAUUUCCACCACCCAGGAGCAGAUCACAUAAUGGCACUGAACACCAGGAGCUAUGGCCGCAGAAGAGGCCGCUCUUCCCUCUUCCCCUUCGAGGACGGUUUCCUGGACGACGGGCACGGGGAUCAGUCCAUGACCCCCGGCAUGGGUUCCCCCACGCGCUGCCAGAACGGCGAGAGGAUCGAGCGCUAUUCCAGAAAGGUCUUUGUGGGCGGCCUUCCUCCGGACAUCGACGAAGACGAGAUCACCAACAGCUUCCGUCGCUAUGGACACCUGGUGGUGGACUGGCCCCACAAGGCGGAGAGCAAGUCCUACUUCCCACCUAAAGGAUACGCCUUCCUGCUGUUCCAGGAGGAGACCUCUGUACAGGCCCUCAUAGACGCCUGCAUCGAGGAGGACGGCAAGCUCUACCUGUGUGUGUCCAGCCCCACCAUCAAGGACAAACCGGUUCAGAUUCGGCCCUGGAACCUGAGCGACAGUGACUUCGUGAUGGACGGCUCCCAGCCCCUCGACCCACGCAAGACCAUCUUCGUGGGGGGGGUCCCCCGGCCCCUUCGUGCAGUGGAGCUGGCCAUGAUUAUGGACCGCCUGUACGGAGGAGUCUGCUACGCCGGCAUCGACACUGACCCCGAGCUAAAGUACCCCAAGGGGGCGGGGCGCGUGGCCUUCUCCAAUCAGCAGAGCUACAUCGCUGCCAUCAGCGCCCGAUUUGUCCAGCUGCAGCACAACGACAUUGACAAGCGGGUGGAGGUGAAGCCCUACGUGCUGGACGACCAGCUGUGCGACGAGUGCCAGGGGGCGCGCUGCGGGGGCAAGUUCGCCCCCUUCUUCUGCGCCAACGUGACCUGCCUGCAGUACUACUGUGAGUACUGCUGGGCCAGCAUCCACUCCCGCGCCGGCCGCGAGUUCCACAAGCCGCUGGUCAAGGAGGGCGGCGACCGGCCGCGUCACGUGUCCUUCCGCUGGAGCUGAGGGGUCGUGGCCCCGCCCCCGCCCCGCCCACCGCCCCGACACCUCGCCCAGCGUCCCCGGGACAGUGCUGCACCCACCGUCACCCCCACGCCCCCCCCCCCCCCCCAACCCAUAAUCCCCCACCUCUACCACAGCGGUGAUAACGCCUCGGCACACCCCUGCCUUUUUGUUUUAAUUACUGUUCUCAGCUCAUUGUCCUUAGAUGUUAUCUAUUCAGAAAAAAAACGCAAGAAAACAGCAAGUCAAGUUUAUCUGUUGAGAAUUUGCACUUUUGGCACUAAAAUGUACACAAACCACACAUUGGAGAGAGAGAGAGAGAGAGAGAGCCGGGCCUGGUACCAGAACCGGGCUGUUCUGACAUCACUGGUCCUGCUGACUAGGUGGUUCAGUCUGCCCCCGUUAGAACCUGCCCCACCUGACUAAAGCCCUAGUGAGACUAUACAUAUAUAUAUAUAUGAAAAUUAUAUAUUUUUUUGUUUUAUAUCUAUCUAUAUCUAGAUAAUUUAAUUUUGUGACCGGAGCAUGCACUUAUUUUCAGAAAUGGUAGGACAUUGCCCCUAGUAAAAAAAAAACAAUUACCAAAGGUAAAAGAAAAUAAUAAAUUAAUUUAAAAUAAAAACAAAAAUAGGUGGCAUAACAUGUAGCAAAAAAAGAAAGAAACAAUUAUUCAAUAAUCAGUAGUGUGGGUCAGAAACACCCAGAUUUAGAAUAACAAGCCUAUAUCUGCUCUCCAUUUUGACUUUGAAAUAUUAAUACCUCAUAAGCUCAAUCAGAAUCCUUUUUUUGCUUUUAAUGUGUUUGGUUAGUUCUUUUAUUUGUAUUUUUAUCAUUUUAGUGUUAUGUAAAUGUAAUGCUGCAAUAGCUUUUGCUGCUAAAUCCAUGGUAUACCCUCAUGCCAUAGUACUUUAUUCAGGCUCGUGUGUAA
This is a messenger RNA of Anguilla anguilla (European eel), 3008 nucleotides long. RefSeq names its product cytoplasmic polyadenylation element binding protein 3 (gene cpeb3). The transcript is spliced from 11 exons. The coding region runs from base 104 to 2083 and encodes 659 amino acids. Gene Ontology annotation, cellular component: cytoplasm; synapse; neuron projection. Lineage: Eukaryota; Metazoa; Chordata; Actinopteri; Anguilliformes; Anguillidae. The record is from RefSeq and is a predicted model, not a curated record. Gene Ontology annotation, molecular function: mRNA regulatory element binding translation repressor activity; ribosome binding; translation factor activity, RNA binding. Gene Ontology annotation, biological process: negative regulation of cytoplasmic translation.